Messenger RNA from Zophobas morio, 1041 nucleotides. Its product is annotated as zinc finger Y-chromosomal protein 2-like. Gene Ontology annotation, molecular function: DNA-binding transcription factor activity, RNA polymerase II-specific; RNA polymerase II transcription regulatory region sequence-specific DNA binding. Lineage: Eukaryota; Metazoa; Arthropoda; Insecta; Coleoptera; Tenebrionidae. Gene Ontology annotation, biological process: regulation of transcription by RNA polymerase II. The coding region runs from base 1 to 1041 and encodes 346 amino acids. The transcript has 2 exons. The record is from RefSeq and is a predicted model, not a curated record.
AUGUAUCGAAGGAAACACAAAUUCGUCUGCGGAGACGCCAAACUUGAACUAUUUUACUGCAAAAACUGCGAUUUUAAAACAGAAUUAACGAUUCUGUUCAGACAACACACCAAUAAACACGUAUUCAGAGACGAUUUCCCAGGCGACGAUUUCCACAUCAGGACCUACGUUUGCGACAAAUGCGACUUCGAAACUAAUUUCUUGAUAAAGUGGCGCCAACACACUUCAGCGUGCACAGGACAGAAAACCAAAACUAAAGCCAAAUUCAAACGUAAAAAGCGGCACGCGUGCAACCAGUGUCCGUACAAAUGUUCAGGUAAAACAGCCUUAAGAAUCCACAUUAACAUGAUCCAUCUAGAUGCUGAAAACGCCGAAUGGCACCGGUGCGACAAAUGCGCUUUUAAAACUAGAUCCAAAAGUAAUUUAAAUAAACACUUAAAUAACGUGCACGGGAAUGAAGACGAAGUCAAGAGGUACAAAUGUCCCAAAUGUCCGUAUAAAAAUAAAAGAAAAGAUCUGUUAAAAGCGCAUAUCACCGUCCACCAUUUAGACACCAAAUCGUUUCAGUGUAAAUAUUGCCCAUUUCAAACUAAACUGGAAAACUACUUAAAAGAUCACAUAAACUAUCGACAUUCAGACGGAAACCGUGUUAAAUGGUACGAAUGCAACCAGUGUCCGUUCAAAACUAGGUACAGCAGUUCUUUGAAGACACACGAGGUUACUCAACACUCAAACGGAAAAACGAUUAAGUGUUACGAAUGCGUGGAUUGCCAAUUCAAAAGUAAGACCUCGUCGCAUUUAAAACGUCACGUGGUUUCUCGGCAUUUGGAUGAAGACAAGAUUAAGUGGUACGAAUGCGCGGAGUGUCCUUUCAGAGCCAAACAGAAAGCCAAUUUAAAAAGACACAUAGAUCUUCGGCAUCGAAAAAAACCAGAAUGGUACGAAUGUGACAAUUGUUCGUAUAAAAGUAACAGUAAAAUUCGGUUCAAAAAGCACGUGAAGGUCCAUCUGGAGAUCAAGUCGCAUCAGUGCGCCAUGUGA